Molecule: messenger RNA, 2232 nt
Organism: Rosa chinensis
Lineage: Eukaryota; Viridiplantae; Streptophyta; Magnoliopsida; Rosales; Rosaceae
Product: ankyrin repeat-containing protein At5g02620
Exons: 5
Coding region: 1-2232 (743 amino acids)
Molecular function (GO): protein binding
Source: RefSeq, a predicted model, not a curated record
AUGUCAGAGAAUCUAACCACAUCAUCGCCAUUUGAAGUUGAAGAAGGAGUUUCAACCCAAGAGAACUUCCCAAAAGAAUCUGCAGGAGAAGUUAAGCAAGAGACAUGUGGACUAACCUUUGGAGGCGACAAUGGCACCGCUGCCACAUCCGGCAGACAAUCAUUUGCAACAAGCGAUGGAGGGUACAGUGCAGGUCCUCCGUCUAGCAGGACAACAUGUGCAACAAUAAGCUACGAAGGUUACUACAGCAGCGGUGGAACGUCUAGCUGCAGACCGACGUGUCAUCCGUUACCACCUGGCCUCGGAACACCAAUUAUCGCAAUUGUUCAUAGUCCUGAAUUUACGUUUGGUGGAUGGGGUAAUUCUACUGAAAAUGUUGAUGUAGAGAUUGGCCAUGAUCAGCAACCUGAUGAUCUGGAGGCUACAUAUACUGCAGAAGAAGCCGAAAGAAAACAAAGGGAAGAUGCAGCUUCCCCAGUAAUAACCCACUCAGACUCCAUUUCAACGGUGAUAAAUAGUGACCUAGUACCCCAUGUUCCUCUACAUCUUGCUGCUCUCAAAGGUGACUGGAAUACUGCUAAAACCAUCUUGCAAUCAAAGCCUGGAGCUGUGAGGGCUAGGAUCACAAAGGGUUCCGAAACAGCUCUUCACAUCGCGGCCGGAGCUAAACAUACGUACUUUGUUGAGGAGCUAGUUAAAUGGAUGACUGCAGAGGAGCUUGAACUGAAGAAUGACGUGGAAAACACUGCCCUAUUUUUUGCUGCUGUUUCUGGUAUCAAAAGGAUCGCUGAGGUAAUGGUGGAGGUUAAUCCGAGAUUACCUCGGAUCCGAGGCAGUAACAAUUCAACAGCUCUGCAUAUGGCUACUUUGCUAGGGCACAGGGAGAUGGUACGGUAUCUUUACAGCAAGACUAAAAGAAUUUUGACCUACCAGGACCGUGUGGGGCUUCUUAUUGCUGCCAUAACAGCAGAUCUUUAUGAUGUAGCUCUGGAUAUUGUUAAACAACACCCUGAAAUGGCUCUUGCUCGAGAUGAAAACGAAGAGACUGCACUCCAUGUAAUGGCGCGAAAACCUUCAGCAUAUCAUAAUGGAAGUCAGCUUGGAUUUUGGAAACGAUGCAUAUUCUCUUUCCCCAGGAAUUUCAAGCGUUCCUGCGAAGAAAAGGUAAAGCAUGCACUAGCCACUGAACUUGUGAAGCAGCUGUGGAAUAAAAUUCUGACAUUAGAAAAUGAUUCCAAGAUUGGUGAUUUGAUUAGAAAACCGUCUCGCUUACUGUUUACUGCAGCAGAGUUGGGUAACCUUGACUUUUUGAUCAUACUUAUGAGAUCAUACCCCAAUCUCAUUUGGAAAGUUGAUGAACAAAAUCGAAGCAUAUUUCACAUUGCAGUGGUUCACAGGCAGGAGAAGGUUUUCAAUCUUAUUUAUGAAUUAGGUGGAUUGAAAGAUUUGAUAGCAUCUUAUAAAGAUGAUAACAAUAACAAUAUGCUUCAUUUGGCUGCAAAACUUGCACCUGCCAAUAGACUUAAUACUGAUACUGGGGCAGCAUUUCAACUGAGAAGAGAGUUGUUGUGGUUUAAGGAAGUUGAGAAGAUCGUCCAACCGUUAUACAAAGAGAUGAGGAACUCUGAUGGCAAAACACCUCAAAUUCUAUUCACUGAGGAGCACAGGGAAUUACUAAAAGAAGGAGAAAAGUGGAUGAAGGGUACUGCAUCAUCAUGCAUGGUUGUGGCAACCCUCAUCGCCACCGUAAUGUUUGCUGUUUUCUCCACUGUCCCGGGUGGCAACAACAAUGACACAGGCAUGCCCAUGUUCAUAAAAGAAACGGCCUUCAAAAUCUUUGCCAUAUCAGAUGCAGUAUCACUUGUCUCUUCUGCCACUUCGAUCUUGAGUUUUCUCUCGAUCCUAACCUCACGCUACACCGAAGGUGACUUCCUCCAUUCUUUACCAAACAGGUUGAUCGUAGGGCUUGCAACCCUAUUCAUCUCUAUAGGUACCAUGAUGCUCACGUACGUUGCAACGUUAUUUAUUGUCCUCGGCUCUGGAAACGAAAGGAUAAAAGUUCCGAUAACUUUGGUUGCUGUCAUUCCAGUUAGUUUCUAUGCUUUGCUGCAAUUUCCUCUUCUUUCGGAUAUGAUCAGUCAUGCUUAUAUUUCAAGAGUAUCUUUUCGUUCUAGCAACCAUCUCUUGCAAAAGCUAGCUGCUACAAAGAAAUGGCGGCACUCUAAGAUUUAA